AUGGCGGGUUGUUCCUGGGAGUAUGCCGGUGUGCACUUGUCCAUUGACAAUUACGUCAUUCCAAUUGAAAAACUCUCACCUACUCCGUCAAAUGUAGAUGGUCUUGAUGCGGAAACAGAAUUUGAAUUGCGCUACCUCGGCUGUGAACUUAUUCAAGAUGCCGGAAUUCUUCUUAAACUACCCCAGGUGGCCAUGGCAACUGCCCAAGUCCUCUAUCAGCGAUAUUUUUAUUCGAAGUCCUUUGUUCGAUACGUGUAUGAGGCAAGCCUUUCUUUUAAUAAGAGGGAAUUUUUAGCAUUACUCGAUGGCGCGUAUGCCAAUUUAAAGAACCAUAUCAUUAAGGCUGAGCGUCGUGUUUUAAAGGAAUUGGGAUUUUGUGUGCAUGGGAAGCACCCUCAUAAACUCAUAAUUAUGUACCUGAAAUCCCUAUCGUUCCAGGAGAACAAGAAAUUCGUCCAAACGUCUUGGAAUUGUAUGAACGAUGUCCUCCGCACGGAUGUCUUCGUUCGUCACACACCAGAGGCAGUGGCUUGUGCGUGUAUUUUUCUUGCUGCAAGACGGCUCGAAAUUCCACUUCCUCGGCAUCCUCCAUGGUGGGAAAUGUUUAAUGUUGACGAAGAAUCUGUUCAUGAAAUCGCUUUGUGCCUUCAGCGUUUAUAUGCUAGGGAAAAACCUAACGUUAGCGUACUAGAGUCGCGUUUAGCUGAACUGCGCAAAAAACAGGCCGAAGAAAAAGAGGCUGCAGCAGCCGCUGCUGCUAGAGAUGCUGCCGCUGCGGCAGUUGUCAUUGGUAAAAAUGUCACGCUGUUAAGUUCAAGCAAUUCUUCCCUUGUAACAAAUGAGGAACAUGCUCUUCCAGACGGUGUUAAAAUGCGGGGUCAACUCUCAGAGGUAUCGUGCGCAAAAGUGAUUCGCAAAAUUGAAUCUGCACAGGAACCUACCAAGCCCAUGUCUGCUGAGGAAAACGGCGUUUGUUUCGCUGUUGCCAAAGACUCGAAGGGUUCUGUAUAUCGAACCUUGGAAAAACGCCGGCCGAAUGCCUAUAGUGAAAUCGAGUCCAAGUCAAGCAAGACCCACAAAGCUCAUAAUCGUUCUCGUAGUCCUAUUUCUCGUUCUACGAACUCAAAAUCACGAAAACAUAGAUACUCUUCUGCAAGUGCUUCUUAUAGUAGUGGUAGUGAUGAAUCAGUUUCUCCAGUACCAGCCACGUUCCUGCGUAAGGGUCCCUUGUCCCACUCUCGCCGUCGCGACCGACACAAAAAGCGUUCGCGGAGUCCCUACAAUGACGGUAAGUACCGACGACGUCACAGAUCACGUUCCGUCUCCAGCUACUCGUCUACAUCGAGUCGUUCCGAUCGAUCUCCCUCAAAGCCUUCUUCCCGCAUAAAGACAUCUCCUCACAGAAACCCCCGGGCUGACCCCGAUAAAAGGUCCUCAAAGUCGACUUCGUCUAAGUAUCUCAACGGCCAGUCUUCGAGUAAGCGUGUUACCGAUCCCAGUAGCAGCUGCAAUUCAAAAAAUCGCGGCCGAUAG
Messenger RNA from Mesocestoides corti, 1533 nucleotides. Lineage: Eukaryota; Metazoa; Platyhelminthes; Cestoda; Cyclophyllidea; Mesocestoididae. The record is from the annotation of a GenBank genome assembly.